UUUUUAUGACUUCUCUUUUUAUUAUAAUUGAUUAAAUUAUGAACAGUUUAAAGAUUCUAAACUUAUGACCUCAACUGUAUGCUAAAUGCUUUACUUUUUAGAUUUGAACACCCUGCUGGAGACUAUAAGAAGAUCUUUGAGACUGUGGAGGAGCUCAGUGAACCGCUUCCAGCGACAGUCUCUGGUCGAAUCCCAUCGUUUAUAAGAGGAAGUCUGCUCCGCUUGGGUCCAGGUCUGUUCGAGGUCGGAUCUGAACCCUUCUAUCAUCUCUUCGAUGGCCAAGCCCUGAUGCACAAGUUUGAUUUCAGCAACGGUCAGGUCACCUACGUCCGCAAGUUCAUUAAAACAGACGCUUAUGUUCGUGCCAUAACAGAGAAUCGUGUUGUAAUCACUGAAUUUGGAACAUGCGCUUACCCGGAUCCCUGCAAGAACAUCUUCUCCAGGUUUUUUUCUUACUUCAAGGGCGUUGAGGUGACGGAUAACUGUCUGGUGAACGUUUACCCCAUCGGAGAAGACUUCUACGCCGUCACGGAGACGAAUUACAUCACGAAAGUGAACCCGGACACUUUAGAGACUCUAAAAAAGGUGGACAUGUGCAAAUACGUCAACAUAAACGGGAUAACGGCUCACCCGCACAUCGAGAGAGACGGCACGGUGUACAACAUCGGAAACUGCAUGGGGAAAGGAGCCUCGCUGGCUUACAACAUUGUCAAGAUCCCACCCAAGCAGAAAGAUAAGUCAGACCCGAUUGAGAAAUCCAAGGUGGUGGUGCAGUUUCCCAGCGCGGAGAGGUUUAAACCGUCCUACGUGCACAGCUUCGGGAUGACGGAGAACUACUUUGUGUUUGUAGAGACGCCCAUCAAAAUCAACCUGCUGAAGUUCCUGAGUGCCUGGGCUAUUCGCGGAUCCAACUACAUGGACUGCUUCGAAUCCGAUGAGCAGAAAGGAACAUGGAUUCACAUAGCCACGAAGGAUCCAGGCGAGUACAUCGACUUCAAAUUCAGGACUUCAGCCAUGGGACUUUUCCACCACAUCAACUGUUAUGAAGACUCUGGGUUUAUUGUUUUCGACCUGUGCACCUGGAAAGGAUUUGAGUUCGUGUACAACUACCUGUGGCUGGCGAACCUGCGUCAGAACUGGGACGAGGUAAAGAAACACGCCAUGAUCGCCCCUCAGCCGGAAGUGCGCAGGUUUGUCGUCCCGCUGGAUCCCUACAGGGAGGAACAGGGGAAGAAUCUGAUCGCUUUGCCGUACACUACAGCCACAGCGACGAUGUGUGAAGACGGAACCAUCUGGCUGGAGCCUGAGGUGCUUUUCUCCGGCCCUCGCCAAGCCUUCGAGUUUCCUCAGAUCAACUACAAAACGUGCAACGGGAGGAACUACACGUACGCCUACGCCCUCGGCCUUAACCACUUCAUCCCCGACAGGAUCUGUAAGCUGAACGUAAGGACCAAGGAGACGUGGGUGUGGCAGGAGCCGGACUCGUACCCGUCAGAGCCGCUGUUCGUGCAGAACCCUGACGGGGUCGACGAGGACGACGGUGUGCUGCUGACCAUCGUGGUGUGUCCCGGAGCACAGAGACCGACGUACUGCCUGAUCCUGAACGCCAAGGACCUGUCGGAGAUCGCCCGGGCCGAGGUGGACGUCAUGUCUCCCGUCACCUUCCAUGGCAUGUACAAGCCGUAAAAGUGCGUUCCGGAUCCUUCCGCGUCAUCUCCGCGAACACGUGUGCGCAUUUCAGAUCAGUGUUUAUAUCCCUUCGUACUGUGUGUCUGUUUUCGGAGUGGGACCGUGACCAAAAUGUAUGUUGUAUGGCUAUAAUGUGUAAUGUUGUGCUGGCUAUAAAACAAUGAUGACUUGUUUGAAGACUUUCCCAAGAUGGAAAACAGCUUCUCCUCACUUGUCCACCGUACAAGCCUCUCUCUCUCUCUCUCUGUCUCUCUCUCUCAAAAACAAACAAACAACAAGAAAAAAAAAACCCCGGUUCAUGUCAUUUUACCGAGAUAUCGGAAAGUGUAACUCUGAAUUUUCCGUUACAAAGCGCUUACAAUAGAGACCCCGUCCAUCAAUGUUAAACGUCUCCCCUAAUUAAAAAAAAAACAAAACAAAAACACUUUCACAUCAACAAAUAUUUUACUUUU
Molecule: messenger RNA, 2141 nt
Organism: Ictalurus furcatus (blue catfish)
Lineage: Eukaryota; Metazoa; Chordata; Actinopteri; Siluriformes; Ictaluridae
Gene: rpe65a
Product: retinoid isomerohydrolase RPE65 a
Exons: 13
Coding region: 79-1686 (535 amino acids)
Biological process (GO): zeaxanthin biosynthetic process; retinal metabolic process
Molecular function (GO): beta-carotene 15,15'-dioxygenase activity; all-trans-retinyl-ester hydrolase, 11-cis retinol forming activity; retinol isomerase activity
Source: RefSeq, a predicted model, not a curated record